Molecule: messenger RNA, 2508 nt
Organism: Bufo bufo (common toad)
Lineage: Eukaryota; Metazoa; Chordata; Amphibia; Anura; Bufonidae
Gene: ZNF410
Product: zinc finger protein 410
Exons: 16
Coding region: 154-2178 (674 amino acids)
Biological process (GO): central nervous system development; regulation of transcription by RNA polymerase II
Cellular component (GO): transcription regulator complex; nucleus; PcG protein complex
Molecular function (GO): RNA polymerase II cis-regulatory region sequence-specific DNA binding; DNA-binding transcription factor activity, RNA polymerase II-specific
Source: RefSeq, a predicted model, not a curated record
GGUCAGUGUUCAGGGUUGGACGCAGCGAGCUUUGAAUGUCAUGUGACUCACUGACGUCACAACUGCGCAUGGGGUAUAGAAGCUUCCCUUCCUGCCGAGGUCACUGCCCUCUCAUCCUGUAUACGUCUGGUGUCUCUGACUGAAGCUGCUCUAAUGUUAUCAGAUGAGCUGCAGUCUAAACCAGAGCUGUUGGUGCAGUUUGUCCAGAAUGCCUCCAUCCCGCUGGGACAUGGGCUUGUGGGGGAUGAAAGCAAGGACCUGACUUGUCUCUCUCUCCUGCCGGAAACCUCAGACUGCGCCCCGUUACUGGUGCGAGAUGCUCCUACAGAGGACGGAGAGUCAUCUAAGGUUCCUGAUACAGAAUUGCUGCAUAGCCUCCAGCUAGAUCCCAGCACAGAUUCCAGAGAUAAGAGCCAUGGCGCCCUACUGUCUCCCUCAGAGCCGUCAUCACUGCUGCAAGACCUGCCGCCCAGUGACAACUCCUCAUUCAUCCUCCUCAACCUGGCCAGAUCAGGACUAGGUUCUCCAUCUGAGCACAUGGUCUUUGUUCAGGAUGAAGCUGAGGAUUCUGGGAAUGACUUUCUGCCCAGUGAAUGCACAGACAGCAGUACGCCAUGGUUUCUGCGGGUUCAGGAGUUGGCUCAUGACAGUCUGAUUGCCGCCACCAGGGCUCAGCUAGCAAAACACGCAAAGUCCAUCAGCAAUGCUGAUUCAACACUGAAUGGCUCCUGUGAAGCCAGAGCCGCACACCCCGAGAAACCCCUUCGCUGCUCCUUCCGUGGCUGUGAGCGAUCCUUUGUGCGUCCAACACACCUGAGAUAUCACCUGAAAACUCACAUAAAUGAACGCUCCUUUACAUGUCCUGCGGAGGGUUGUGGAAAGAGCUUUUAUGUUCUCCAGAGGUUAAACGUACACAUGCGCACUCAUAACGGCGAGCGCCCAUUCCUGUGCCCUGAGCCCGGCUGUGAAAAGCCGUUUUCUACAGCUGGGAACCUGAAGAACCAUCUGCGUAUCCAUACUGGAGAGAAACCCUUUCUGUGCGAGGAGGAGGGAUGUGGCCGCAGCUUUGCCGAAUAUUCAAGCCUUAGAAAACAUCUGGUUGUCCAUUCAGGUGUAAAGUCACAUCCGUGUCCAGUAUGUGGCAAAAACUUUUCUCAAAGUGGGAGCAGAAAUGUCCAUGUUAGAAAGCAUCACCCAUUGAGGAGGGCAGAUGUUCCUACAGAGGACGGAGAGUCACCUAAGGUUCCUGAUACAGAAUUGCUGCAUAGCCUCCAGCUAGAUCCCAGCACAGAUUCCAGAGAUAAGAGCCAUGGCGCCCUACUGUCUCCCUCAGAGCCGCCAUCACUGCUGCAAGACCUGCCGCCCAGUGACAACUCCUCAUUCAUCCUCCUCAACCUGGCCAGAUCAGGACUAGGUUCUCCAUCUGAGCACAUGGUCUUUGUUCAGGAUGAAGCUGAGGAUUCUGGGAAUGACUUCCUGCCCAGUGAAUGCACAGACAGCAGUACGCCAUGGUUUCUGCGGGUUCAGGAGUUGGCUCAUGACAGUCUGAUUGCCGCCACCAGGGCUCAGCUAGCAAAACACGCAAAGUCCAUCAGCAAUGCUGAUUCAACACUGAAUGGCUCCUGUGAAGCCAGAGCCGCACACCCCGAGAAACGCCUUCGCUGCUCCUUCCGUGGCUGUGAGCGAUCCUUUGUGCGUCCAACACACUUGAGAUAUCACCUGAAAACUCACAUAAAUAAGCGCUCCUUCACAUGUCCUGCGGAGGGUUGUGGGAAGAGCUUUUAUGUUCUCCAGAGGUUGAACGUACACAUGCGCACUCAUAACGGCGAGCGCCCAUUCCUGUGCCCUGAGCCCAGCUGUGAAAAGCCGUUUUCUACAGCUGGGAACCUGAAGAACCAUCUGCGUAUCCAUACUGGAGAGAAACCCUUUCUGUGCGAGGAGGAGGGAUGUGGCCGCAGCUUUGCCGAAUAUUCAAGCCUUAGAAAACAUCUGGUUGUCCAUUCAGGUGUAAAGUCACAUCCGUGUCCAGUAUGCGGCAAGAACUUUUCUCAAAGCGGGAGCAGAAAUGUCCAUGUUAGAAAGCAUCACCCAUUGAAGAGGGCAGAGCACAGUCCAGAAGCCGAACCUCUACAGCAGAGUGAGGAGAGUCCCUGGGGAGGCGGGGAGACUCUCCUAUGAGGAUGAAGUCUCCCUCUUGCUAAAUUAGACGUUUGGAAACCUUUUUCAUUGGUUUUACUGAUUAGCACUUGUGUUCUUUGAGAAACUUUGUUGGAGACAAGUAUCUGCUUUAUGGCUGGUGCCCCCAAGAUCUGCACCACCGAGUCUUCCAGAUGCCGCAGCCCCUGCCCUCAUCAUCCGCUGCACAGAAUAAGACUCCUCCUCCAUAUUGGCAAGUCAACUAUGGGAAGUGGCAGUAAAACCCUGAUCCUGUGAGGGGCUCUACACAUCAGUUUGGCCGUGUGUUGUUGUGUUUUGUUUUUUUUAACUAGUAAAAGUCAAAAUAACUAC